GUUGAAAAGUAUUGGCAAGGCAUAGAGGCGUCCUUUCGACCGGUGUAAUGCGUUGUAGAAUGAAAAAUAGAGGCCGACUCAGCCAUCGUGCUCAUCACUUAUUCUGUAAUUCAUUCAUUUUCUCUUAGAAGAAAAGGUCGGGAUCUACGAUUAAUUGCUGGGCAGUUGGCACCGAAAACGCAUAUCAGUGCAGACGCCUCCUCCUUCUCUUGUCGAAUUUAACAUUUACACAGUACAGUUCUACAAUUAUUAAUCUGUUUUGGCGAUCGACUCUGGAACCAGGAAAUGGCUACAGAGUCUGAAAAAGAUCUUGGUGAUACUGCUGGCGCUGCACCUGUCACAUCUACAGAUAAUGAAGCAAAGACAAAAAAGAAAAAGAAAAAGGGACUAUUGUCAAGAAUGUGGAACAGUCUAUUUGGUUCACACAAAGAUGACUUUGAGAAGAGAUUGCAACAUAUUUCCAAGGAGGAGGCUGCUGUUAUUGCCAGAACAGUUAAGCGAUCUCAUAGUUGGAAAAGGAUGAGUAGGCAUCUCAUUAUACUUUCUGUACUUUUCGAGGUUAUUGCAAUGGCUUAUGCUAUUAUGACAACAAGAUCACUUGAGCUAAACUGGAAAAUGAGAGCAUUGCGGGUUUUACCGAUGUUUCUUUUGCCCGGAUUAUCCUUUUUUACAUAUUCGACGCUUAGAAGCUUCACGAGAAUGAAAGAACAAAGGGAUCAGAAAACUUUGGAAAGGCUUCGAGCUGAAAGGCAAGCCAAGAUUGAUGAACUCAAAGAGAAGACAAAUUUCUAUAUAACGCAGCAGCUCAUUCAGAGAUAUGACCCUGACCCAGCAUCUAAGGCAGCUGCAGCCACUGUGCUUGCAUCCAAGCUCGGUGCAGAUACUGGCUUAAAAGUUUAUCUGGGAGAUGAAUCUAAGUUUAAUGUCCCUGCCGGAACGAGCAAUGAUGUAGCAAUUCAGCAGUCUGCUGGACUGAGAAAUAGGAAGCAAGCUAGAUCUGGAAGCGCAGGGAGUGCUGUUUUGGAUCAUCGCGAAGGAGAAAUGCUUCAUGAUCUCCAGCUUGAAGGUUCUAUUAUGAACCAACAUCAGCAAAUGAUUGUUGAGCAUUACAAUCCUACCUCUGUGAGUACACAAGAUGGGGGAUGGCUUGCACGAAUUGCAGCAUUGCUUGUGGGAGAGGAUCCAACCCAAUCUUAUGCUCUUAUCUGCAGCAACUGUCAUAUGCACAAUGGACUUGCUAGGAAAGAAGAACUCCCCUAUAUAACCUACUAUUGCCCUCACUGCAAUGCCCUGAAUGGGCCUAAGCCACUAGCUGAUGGCACCUCUAGUUUACUGAAUAUGGCAUCCACAACCAUUGUGGCCGAUGCUGAUUUGGUCAAGCAGGACAGUGGAUCCAUUGCAGAGAGAGACUCUGCAAGUAGCAGCCCUGCAGGGGAAACAACAGAAGGUAACAGUAUAGUCUCGGAAAGUAGCAGCCCUGCAGUUGUUGCUACAGCAACAACAGAAGAUGAAAAUAUAGUCUCCGCAAGUAGCAGCCCUGCAGUUGCUGCCCUGGAAACACCAGAAGGUGACCAUAUAGGCUCCAGUAUUUCUAGCAGUUAAAUAUGUAAUAGCUUGAAUGGAAUUGUGCAGGCAAAGUGUAUUUAAGUGUGGUGAUUUUCCUCUUAGCUUGGUCAUGCGCAACUAUGCAUCUCUUGUAAACACCUAGUAGAAAUACAAAACUCAGAGAUGACAGCUGCCUAAUAUCCAUCGUUUUGUAAUCAAGACUAUUACACAUUUUCAGGCUGUUAGGUCAUAGCAAUUUUUUUAGCUUGUUGAGUGCGGCAGUUUCUUUUCUUUUUCUUGAUUCAUUUUUCUAUUCAUAUUCCUAUGUAUUUAGACAGAGAAAUUCUCU
This is a messenger RNA of Solanum lycopersicum (tomato), 1894 nucleotides long. Its product is annotated as endoplasmic reticulum junction formation protein lunapark-like. The record is from RefSeq and is marked validated. Gene Ontology annotation, cellular component: endoplasmic reticulum tubular network. Gene Ontology annotation, biological process: endoplasmic reticulum tubular network organization. Lineage: Eukaryota; Viridiplantae; Streptophyta; Magnoliopsida; Solanales; Solanaceae.